Messenger RNA from Gaeumannomyces tritici R3-111a-1, 965 nucleotides. RefSeq names its product small nuclear ribonucleoprotein Sm D1. The coding region runs from base 250 to 621 and encodes 123 amino acids. The record is from RefSeq and is a predicted model, not a curated record. The transcript is spliced from 3 exons. Gene Ontology annotation, cellular component: precatalytic spliceosome; spliceosomal tri-snRNP complex; U12-type spliceosomal complex. Gene Ontology annotation, biological process: RNA processing; spliceosomal snRNP assembly. Gene Ontology annotation, molecular function: RNA binding. NCBI's taxonomy places the organism in Eukaryota, Fungi, Ascomycota, Sordariomycetes, Magnaporthales, Magnaporthaceae.
UGAGAAGCCAACUACGGACGCAACUCAGCCUUGUCGAUUUUUGGCUCGAGCUUGGGUGAUGCUAGAGAGAGCUGCCGCCCGCAUCGCAAGGCUUGCCGUCUGAGCCCACCCACCAUCCCGCCAAAGUUCGCGCGAAUUGACCUCCCGGGCGCCAACCACAGACGCGAGCGCCGUCCGCCGACAUUCAACUGUCCACCUACCCCGCUCCUAGACCAUCAGAGUGUGAAAAACGCUCACAACUCCAUCAAGAUGAAGCUCGUCAGGUUCUUAAUGAAGUGCACCAACGAGACGGUGACCAUCGAGCUCAAGAAUGGCACAAUCGUCCACGGCACGAUCGCGUCGGUGUCGCCGCAGAUGAACACGGCGCUGCGCAACGUCAAGAUGACGCCCAGGGGCCAGGACCCCAUCCCGCUCGACGCCAUGAACAUACGCGGCAGCACCAUCCGCUACUUCAUCCUCCCGGACAGCCUGCCCCUGGACACGCUGCUGGUCGAUGACGCACCGAAGCCGAAGAACAAGGCUCGCAAGGAGCCCGAGCGCGGCGGGAGGGGAGGAAGGGGAGGCAGGGGUCGCGGUGGCCCCCGCGGCCGCGGCCGCGGCUUUGGUAGGGGAAGGGGUUAAAAAGGAGGAUACGUGUCGGAGUGUUGGCCUGUAUUUGCGUGGUUAUGUCUGGGUGCCGAUCGCUUGACGCACGGUAUCCACGAAGCGUGAGUUGCCCUGUCACGGCGAGCUCCUGUUUGCCCAUGCGGCUUGGCAGUCGUUGCUUCUGCCCGUAUGCUGUUUAGGUAGGUAGGGCUCCUGACGCUAAUCGCCGGUUUAUCUAUCCGGAUAGUUUGCGUACUAGAAUAAUGAUACGGGAUGGUGAUAGAGAAUUGGAAGGAAAGCAUCAGAGGUUGAGGCGCUAGGUUUGGGUUGAUAUUUUGACAACGAUCUGAGCGUACACGAAAAUACCACCAACUAAAAUA